AUGGCCAACCAAUCCACUGUGAUGGAAUUUCUUCUGAUGGGAUUUUCUGAUGACCACAAUGUACAACUCCUACAUUUUGUCAUGUUUCUAUUCACUUACUUAGUAGCAUUUACUGGCAAUGUACUCAUAAUUUUUGUUGUGAUCCUAAACCACCACCUUCACACCCCCAUGUAUUUCUUUUUGGUCAACCUAUCCCUGACUGAUAUUUGUUACAUCACAACCACUGUCCCCAAAUCAAUGGCAGUUUCUCUGACAAAUAACAAAAUGAUUACUUUUCCUGGAUGUGUUGCUCAAGUUUUCUUAGUCAUUACUAGUGUAUGUUCUGAACUUUCCUUGCUUACCAUCAUGGCUUAUGACCGUGUAUGUUCUGAACUUUCCUUGCUUACCAUCAUGGCUUAUGACCGGUAUGUAGCCAUCUGCCAUCCCCUGCAAUAUAGUUUUAUCCUGAACUGGGAUACCUGCAAUCAAAUGGCAGUUACUUCCUGGGUUAGUUGUCUGCUAUAUACAUCUCUACAAACGGUCAUGACUUUCCAAUUAAACUUCUGUGGGCCAAACACAAUUGGGCAGUUUUUCUGUAAUAUUCCUCAGUUACUAAAGAUUUCCUGCACAGAUACAAAAAAUGAUUGA
Messenger RNA from Python bivittatus (Burmese python), 627 nucleotides. The record is from RefSeq and is a predicted model, not a curated record. NCBI's taxonomy places the organism in Eukaryota, Metazoa, Chordata, Lepidosauria, Squamata, Pythonidae.